CCCCGCCCCCCGCCCCCGGGCCCCCGGGGCUGCGAUGAGCCCCUGCGGGCGGGCCCGGCGACACACGUCCAGAGGGGCCAUGGCAAUACUGGCGUGGAAGUUCCCGCGGACCCGGCUCCCGGUGGGAGCCAGUGCCCUUUGCGUUGUGGUCCUCUGUUGGCUCUACAUCUUCCCGGUCUACCGGCUGCCCAACGAGAAGGAGAUCGUCCAAGGGGUGCUGCAACAGGGCACGGCGUGGAGAAGGAACCAGACGGCGGCCAGAGUCUUCAGGAAACAGAUGGAAGACUGCUGUGACCCCGCCCAUCUCUUUGCUAUGACUAAAUUGAAUUCCCCCAUGGGGAAAAGCAUGUGGUAUGAUGGGGAGUUUUUAUACUCAUUCACCAUUGACAAUUCAACUUAUUCUCUCUUCCCCCAGGCAACCCCAUUCCAGCUGCCCUUGAAGAAAUGCGCGGUGGUGGGAAAUGGUGGGAUUCUGAAGAAGAGUGGCUGUGGCCGUCAAAUAGAUGAAGCAAAUUUUGUCAUGCGAUGCAAUCUUCCUCCUUUGUCAAGUGAAUACACUAAAGAUGUUGGAUCUAAAAGUCAUUUAGUGACAGCUAACCCCAGCAUAAUCCGGCAAAGGUUUCAGAAUCUACUAUGGUCCAGAAAGACAUUUGUGGACAACAUGAAAAUCUAUAACCACAGUUAUAUCUACAUGCCUGCCUUUUCUAUGAAGACAGGAACAGAGCCAUCUCUCCGGGUUUAUUAUACACUCUCAGAUGUUGGUGCCAAUCAAACAGUGCUCUUCGCCAACCCCAAUUUUCUGCGUAGCAUUGGAAAGUUCUGGAAAAGUAGGGGAAUCCAUGCUAAGCGCUUGUCCACAGGACUCUUUCUGGUGAGUGCAGCUCUGGGCCUCUGUGAAGAGGUAGCUAUUUAUGGGUUCUGGCCCUUCUCUGUGAAUAUGCAUGAGCAGCCCAUCAGCCACCACUACUAUGAUAACGUCUUGCCCUUUUCUGGCUUCCAUGCCAUGCCAGAGGAAUUUCUCCAGCUCUGGUAUCUUCAUAAAAUCGGUGCACUGAGGAUGCAGCUAGACCCAUGUGAAGACACUUCACUUCAGCCCACUUCCUAGGGACCGUGGAAAAAGAAAGAACUGAGCCCAGGGUAUUUUUGUUAGGUUUUCUACAUGACUCCAAAAGGAAUGGUCAAGUCAUUUCAUGGAUUCACAUGGGCCACAUGGAAAAACAAAAUAAAACAACUACGAAAAACCAAGAGAAACUCCACUUUGGAUGUUGGCUUGGAGGACAAAUAAGAAAUGAAACAUCCUGUGAAAUAUUUUGUAGCACAUUGUGGAUUUGCAACUAGUAACAUGCUGGUGAAAUGCUGUUGGUAAAGCACGUUUACAUGGUUCAAAGCUAGAAGAUGCAGUUCUCAAGACAGAACUCCAGUUGUUGAAGCUGAAGAAUUAAUCAAGGUAGAAUAAAGGAAAUGCCGGACAAAGUGUUACGGAUUAUCAACACAAUCUGGCUUUAGAGAAAAACCUAUCUUAUAUCUUAGAACCAUAGGUUUUUAAAAAAUUAUUAUUUAUUUUUGCCCUAUUUAGGGGCAGUGAGUGGGUGAUGAGGUAGAUAAAAAGAAAAUUCCUUACUGAGUAAUAAAGAUACAAAACACUACAGCUAGUUCUUGUGAUUUGUUGAACCAAGUCUAUGUUAACUCUAGUUUCCCUCCAUUUAAAAAAUGUUGAAUAAGAAUUGCUUCCUCCCCUUUUGUCAAGUCUACUUAGAGGAUGCGAAGCAUUGUUGAAUUUAGACUGUGUUGAUUCAUAGUCUGAUUAACAUGAGCCACUUUCCCUCCUUCUCAGAAUUGAGGGCAUAAACUCAAUUUUAGGUCUGCAUUAUUUAAGCCUGUUUGUAUUAUUAUGUUAUUUUAGUGCAGAAAGACUGCAAAUGUGAGUGCGUUAUUUAUUUGCAAAUUGGCAUAAUUGUCUUCUUAAUUUAAUUAUCAGAGAUAAAGUAAAGCACAAUGAUGUAAAGUUUAGUCUGGAAACAGGACUGGAAAGCACAUCCCUUUUAUAUCUACUAUGGUAUAUUCACUCCAAGAUACACACACACAAGUAAAACGUGUAUUUAUGUACGCACACUCACACACAGUUAAACAAAGCUCAUCCCCAUGCAGCUAAGAAAGUUGAACCCACAUGACUUAGGAUGGCAAAAAUCUGUAACCAUUGUUGAAGAGCUACAUACAAAUGUAUAUUGUGUACUACACAUCACUACACCUUGAUAUAAGACAAGCCAGCUGACAGGUUGCUGCUCAUAAUGCUCACACUAGCAUGACCUCCAAAUGCUUACCCAAAAUGAGCAGAAUUGUUUUACUCAUUCUGACUCUCCCUAACAUCUCACACAUCAUGAAUGAACCAUGUAUUGAGCGUGGUCACACAUGCAUGGUUCAUACAAGCAAAGGGAUGUGAAUUCAUAGAUGUUGAUUCCCUUGGUAGUAGCAGGUAAGGCUACUUAGAAAACUUUUUACAUAAGCUUUGACAAACUGCAAACAAACUCUACUAACAGAUUAUAGGCAGUUAAAUAUGUUUACAUGUAUGAGGAAGGUAAAGGGAGCCUCUUACUGUCUUUGUGCUUUGGAAUGCCUUAAUCUAAAAGGAGACACUAGAAAUCACUAUUUUUAUUCUUUUCAAUGUACCAAUAUAUAGAUAAGUUACGCUAAACAUUCUACUUCAAAAUAUAGAUAAGUUAUGCUAAACAUUCUACUUCAUUUUUAAUGGUAGAAACUUAGUUUACCAUAUAAAUUAAAACAGGUGGCAGGUUUGGGUGGGUUAAUUUAAAAGACAUUGAGAAAACAAAGCCCUUGGGAAAAUUCUGUUUCACCACCAGAAUAGAUGGUUUCUAAGUAAGAUUAAAUUUUGAGGUUAUCAUAGAAAUCAGUUAAAAAUGACUGCUUGACACAACAGAUUAUAUUGAUGCUUAGAAAGUUAAGAAUUUGAGAAUAUUGAUUCCAUGCUCAAUAACAGAACUGAUUUGUUAUUUUAAUCCUAUAUGCCAGCAAAAAUGUAAUGAGAAUUACUGUGAGUAAGCUGUGUUAAAUACUCACUGGAUGUGAAACCUUAAACCUAUUUCCUUUUUAGAGCCAUUGUUAUUAUUUAAUAAUUACCUUAAUAAGGAAUACAUUUUUACCUAUACAUGUCAUCAAAGAUAUAAAAGGGCUAAUGAAAAACACAUGCCACACAAAUUAGUACUUUAACUGAUAAAAUUGUUCAAAUGUGAGUAAAGAGCUCCAUAAAGCCCAUGCGUCACAGUUCCACUGAAGCUGCUAUUUGGAAAUUGUACAUCUUGUUACGAUUUCUGGGAUAGAUUUAUACUAUAAGUUAUGCAAUUUUUAGACUGUGAAUUUGUGGCUUCUGAAAGGCAGAACAGAAAUGGCCCAAGAUGAUAAUGUUCAAUUAGACCAGUACUUCUCAACUGGGGUGUUUCCCCUCCCCCAUCUGGUGACUUUCAGCAGUGUGUAAAGACAUUUCUGAUUGUCAUGAUUUGGAGGGUGCUACUGGCAUCUAGUGGACAGAAGCCAGGAAUCCUGCUAAACAUCCUGCAGUGCAGAGGUCAGCUCCCCCACCCCCAGCAAAGAAUUACCCAGUCUAAAAUAUUAACAGUGUCAAGGUUGAGAAACCCUGAAUUAGACCAAAAGAAUACUUUGACUUCUCCGAAUUGUCUUCACUUAAGGAUAUAUAUACACACUGACAUCAUUUGAAAUAUGACUACAGUUAAAUGAGAAUGUGUUCUUAGAGUAGAUUGCAGUUGCUAUUAUUUUAUACUGACAACUCAUAGGUAUGCCAUACAUAUUGCCUUUUUCAUGGUUAGAUGUAUCUAGACUAGGAGUAUGACUGUGCUUGUGUGUGUGUACACAUAUGUAUUGUGGCAUAAAGUUAUGCGUAUCUAUCCUUAUUGAAAUAUAUGUGUUCCUAAGUGAAGAUCUUUCCAGAAUUAUCUGGCAGAGUAGUCUGGAAUACUCUAUUACUAUUAAGAAGUUGAAAUCUAAGCACUUAUUAUUUUAUUUUGUUUAUCUGGAAUUGGGCCUCAUACUUUGACGAAUUUGGUCAAUUAUGUUUUAAUACUACUGACCCUUAACAUUAGCUCAGAAGAUACUCAGGUUAUGGGAGACACAGUCAGUAAGAAAAUAUUUCAUUAUUUUCAAUGCAUCUGCCUAGAGAGGAUGUCACCCUCUAAUUUUUUUAAAAGGUUUUAUUUAUUUAUUCAUGAGAGACACAGAGAAAGAGGCAGAGACAUAGUCCGCAGGGACCCCGAAGCAAGACUCGAUCCCAGGACCCCAGGAUCAUGACCUGAGCCAAAGUCAGAUACUCUGAGCCAUCCAGGCAUCCCAUUGGUCUAAUUUUUAAAUUUGCUUUUUAUUGACAAAAAUUAGGCUGCUCUAUGGGGGCAGUAGAAGAUAUAUCUUGAAAAUGGAUACCUGAUAGGAUUUUUACCUUUUAUCAGUCCCAAUUUAAGAAUUGCAUUGAUGCUAAGGAUCAUGAAUAAGGUGACCUCUGUUUAAUUUUAAUUACACUUCAGUAAAAUUAAGAUGAGUGAAGGAUGAAAUCAUUCUCUAAGCUAGAAAAGUGAUUUUUUUUAUAUGAAAGAUUUUUAUAUGGAAGAAGAAAAUGGAAACCUAUGCUUUAUGUAGAGUCUGACCAACAGUUUAUUUUCUUUACUUUUACUUUUUAGAUUUUUAAAAUUUAUUUGAGAGAGCGAGAGUAUGAAUGAGAGAGACAGAGAAGGAGCAGAGGGAGAGAGAAAGGGAGAAGCAGCCUCCCCACUGAGCAGGGAGCCUGAUUUUGGGUUUGAUCCUGGGACUCUGGGAUCAUGACCUGAGCAGAAAGCAGACACCUAAUGGACUAAACUACCCAGGUGCCUCUGACCAACAGUUUAUACAGCACUGUGCAUCUAAACUACAAUCAAUACAUGAAGUUAAGUAGUGCCAUGGAAUUUUAUUCCUAUAUAGUUCACUUUUGUUUUAACAAAGUAAAUAUUCCAAAAUAAUAGAAAUGACCCCAAAUGGUAGAUAUUCAGACAAUACCUGUUUGGUUUUGCAAUGUCUUAUGUCCUACAAACCUUUUUAGAUUAUAUGUAAGUUGUACCUGGAGCAAUGGACAGCACAGCCUCACAAUCUACAUGGAAAUUAAUGCAAGAAAUCCCAGGGUUCCAAAUUGGACAAAAAUAUUCUUAGAUUCGUCAGAAGCUUUACAGAAGUGGUAUAUAUGAUUCCCAAAUAGAAAGCAUAUCAAGCAUAUUUCUUCUGGUCAGCAACUAUUGCAGUUUUCUAGUUUAUUAUAUGAAGCUUUCUAUUUCUUUGAAAAAAAUCAGCCAUCAUUUUGAGUUUCAUGUUUCAAAAUAUUGGCCUUGUUAAAUUUUUAACUGAUAAAUCUUUAUCAGGAGGGACUUCCAAGAAAAAACCCGCCACAGUCCACCAACGCCUUUAGGGAAUUCUUAAUGUGUUGUACAAAACCGUUCCCACCAGAACCAGGUAAUAAUAUCUGCUCUGUUUCUAGAGUGCCAAGGAUCAAGGGCUGGAAAGACUUUUGUGAGAACCUGAGGACAAAUAUGUGGAGGAAUAAGGACUGAGAGUAAUGUUGUGCUUUUUACUUCCCUCUUCUCAGGCUAGAGGUCUACUCUCAGAUUAUGACUUUUUGAUGAGCACACGUCAGGAAGUGGUAAACAAGUACAAGGCACCUGAAACUUCGGCCAACCUCUAGCAAAGUCUGUAAUAACUAUAGGUAACUAUGACCAGCGAUUUGGGUCUGGGUGCCGGGAAGAGGAGGAGGCAAGUGGAAAGGAGGAGAAAACUGUACUCCCAAACUCUCAGAGUACCUAAGGAUAAGUCUCUGCCCUUGACCUUGACUUUCCAGCACCAUCUAUUUCUAUCCACUACCAGGGAAAAUGGCCUGACUGUUGGGUCAAGCUAGUAGCCUUGUGACUGGAGAGUUGGUGUGGAAAUUUGCUGAGAAGCUUAAAAUUUUAUACUGCCUUAAACAGUUUUUUUUUUUUUUUCUUAAAUUUGUGCUCUCUAAAUUUGGAUGUCCUGUGACUGAAUUCUGGUCACCCUGACCUAAUUAUGGCCCUGUCAGUGAUGAUUAAAAAUGGAGCUUUUUUCCCACUCAGAUGAAUUUUCUGAAUUCUUGAAGCUAGGGAGAUAGCAAAUAUAGUUGACCCUUGAAUGACACAGGUGAGAACUACACAGGUCUGUUAUACACAGAUUUUUUUUUAUAAAUAUAGUACAGUACUGUAAAUGUAUUUUCCUUAUGAUUUUCUAAAUAACAUUUUAUUUUCUCUAGCUUACUUCACUGUAAGAAUAUAGUAUAUUGUACAAAAUAUGUGUUAAUCAACUGUUUAUGUUGUUGAUAAGGCUUCCAGGCAAUAAUAGGCAUAAUAGUUACGGAGUAGUUAUGUUUUGGGGGAGUCAAAAGUUAUAUGCAGAUUUUUUAUUAUACGGAGGGGUUGACGCCUUAGAUCCCCGCAUUGUUCAGGAGUCAACUAUGUUCUAUAGUUCUCACAUAGUCUCUUUGAAAGCUGAGGAGACUGGUCCAAAAGAAUCCUGGAGCCUAGAAUGUUUGUUUGUGACUCCGAAAGAUGAGGACAGAAUAUUUAGGUUGAACACUGUAAGAUUCCUAUUUUGUAAGUGGAAAGAGAUUUAGAUGAAGCUACAAUUGCUGUAGACCUUUUUCUUCCUAUCAUAAGAAAAUGGUUUCUGUUGGCUUUAUCCACAGCCUAGGCAUGUCUCUUGAAUUAUUUACAUUCCUACUAGAGGUGAGAGAUUGAACCAAGUGCUUGAAAGGAAAGCUCAUUCAAACAUAAGACAGCCUCUGCUCAUCAUCACAAUAAAGAAAAAGUAUGUUUCCGUUUCCUUCUGAUUUUCUUCUUUCUGAUGCCAACAUUUCUGAUUUCUUCCCCCUAAGAAGGAAUAAAUAACAUUAUAAAUUGACAUAUAAUAUCUGUGAACAUUUGUGUGAUAACCAACUAUAACUUUUUUAAAGCACAAGAGAGGAAUUAUCUUUUGUUCAUGGUCAUUUAUUUGCCUCCCUCCUCUGUGUUCUUAUUGAUCUCUGCAUUGUGAUAAAGUCCUUUCUAAUUUUGCGUUCCUAUUAAGGCUGUCAGAUAUAAUCAAUGAUGCAAAGCUGCCUGGGACUUUUAUAGAAUAAUAUUCAAAUCUAUUGAUCAUGUCUCUUUCUGCUUCUAUAUAAUUAGAUUUUCUCCAGUUAUUUGUCAUUUUAAAAGCAUAUGUGUUGCGUGAUACCAAUAAACAUCUAAGAGAUAAGAGUUUAUCCAGGGCAGAGAAAAUUUGGAGUCAGAUAUGUCUGUUUUUCUCUGCAUCAUAAGUGAAAUGGAAAAUUGUGAUAAAAAAGGGUUUAACCAAAAAGAAAAAGAGAAAGAUAAAACCAGGAUUUUAAUUGUGAAGGACCCCUGGGAGGGAUCUUAGUAUGAAUCUAAGCUCAGAGUGCAGAGGCUGUUGUUAGUCUUUGAGUGCAGUCCCAAGAAUAGAACCUUUCAAAACAUUUUAAAGGAAAUAUAUUGUUAUGCAGUUGUUAUGGCUCAUGAUGAAAAGACGCUAGAGGAAGCAGCGUGAGAGCCAGAUUGUGAGACACAUAGGGAAGAAAACGGAGGAGCGGCACCAGUUUACCUACUUGGGCCCUCCUGCCCAUCUCUGAGUCGUGCUUUCCUUGGUGUCAAAGCUAGGAUAUGUAAACACUGCCAUUCUCAUAGCCCCUUUUUAUCUCCACUUUGACGCAUACACAAGAUUAUUAUUUAGCUCUCCUGUCAUAAUGAGGCAGCGAUAGUAGAAAGUGUCACUUUGAACAUCACCCUUUGAGACAUGGCCACCAUAUGCUAUGCAUGGUGACAGUUGUAAAGAUUUAGAUGUGUUUUCUCCCCUCUGUUCUAGUGUAAACACACACAGAUACACAGACAUAGACACACACACACACACACACACACACACACACACACACACCCUUGCAUUAUUUAUUCCCAUUGAAAAGAGAAAAAUGGCUGAUGAGGGUGGGGGUGGCAGAGGGUGCCUUAACUUUGUCUGGCUUGGCUCCCUCUUCCUUCUGUAUUUCCUUCCUGUCCCCCUGUCACUUUAAAGGUGUAGCCAUGUGUAUUCCAAGUUGUACCUUUACCAUCAGCAAGGAUUCUUAUAAAUGUAGUGAAAUGUGACUAUUUUAUAUAAAUGCACAAUAGUAUAUAGGCCUUGGAGACGUCUGAUAACGGUAUGUAAAUAUCCUUUGUUGAAGUAGUAGAACCUUCUCAUAGAGAGCUCCUUAGGUGAUAGCUACAGGAAAGCUAAAAAUGAUUAGAUUAAAAAUGUUUGUUUCUCCAGCAAACACUAGCAUUCAUGGAAGCAAAGAAACAGUUUGUUUCUGUUUCUCAUUUGCUCUUAAGCACCAAUUCUUUGGGCUUUCUUAUCCGUAAGUUACUAUAGACAUCCCUCCCAUAAUAUACAGGAUUCACCAUUUGUGGUGAUUGAUGGUCACAGGGGUACAUCAGAGUCAGAGACACUAGAGGGAAGGGGAGAGAACAGACAAGGAAAGCUCCAUUGAAAAGCUUAUGUAAUUUUUAAAAAGUCUAGAACAUUAUUAGAACUCUAGUGACCACAGUACAGUUGGCCUGAAAAGCUUUGAAAGAGAAACGUUUCUCACUGGUCUCUUUAAUUGGAUUAUUGCACCCUAUAUAUCAUUCCACAUGUGUGCAAGCUCUUUUUCAGAAAAUUUGCAGACUGGAGGUAAGAGAAAGAUAGAAAAAUAAUUCUUUCUCGUACAAUGUGGUUUGACUACCAGGCCAUGGAUGCAAUAAUUCUGGAAAAGAUUUUUUAGAUUAGACUAUAAAAUUGAACUCACUUUUGAAGUAUAGAUGAAAUUACUUUUUCCUAAUAAGACUAAAUUCCAUUGGCAGGAGGUAUGCGGGAAAUCAGUGCUCUUCAUUUCUUCUUCUUUUUAAAAGUUUCAUAUAAAAGGUAGCAGGUAAAAAAAAAACUUUAAUUGGCACUUUUUAUAGUGUGACUUGAAAAAACAGUAUCUAUCUUGGUUGGUUCUGCUGAGUGGUUUCUACAAAAUCUAAAUGCGAUGUCAUAGGAGGAGGUUUGCUGUAAAAACAUGUCUUUUUCUUUGGUGUGUUCAUUGUAAUUAUGGCUGGUAGUGAGAAGGUUCAGUAAGUCUCAAUUUCUCUACCUCCCUUACUUGGAGAAAAUUUGGAAAUGUACCCUGUGAAUAAAAUGAUUUUUUUAUA
Canis lupus familiaris (dog) is the source of this 9254-nucleotide messenger RNA. RefSeq names its product ST8 alpha-N-acetyl-neuraminide alpha-2,8-sialyltransferase 1 (gene ST8SIA1). The record is from RefSeq and is a predicted model, not a curated record. Gene Ontology annotation, molecular function: alpha-N-acetylneuraminate alpha-2,8-sialyltransferase activity. Gene Ontology annotation, biological process: N-glycan processing; oligosaccharide metabolic process. The coding region runs from base 35 to 1105 and encodes 356 amino acids. The transcript has 5 exons. NCBI's taxonomy places the organism in Eukaryota, Metazoa, Chordata, Mammalia, Carnivora, Canidae.